AUGAUUCUGUCGAGAUCAAAACCAACGAAUGCAGCUGCAUCAAAGAACGAGGCCAUUCUGCGUAAUAACAAUGCCGACAAGAAAAUACCACGUCUGGACUCGCUAAUCGCUAGUAGAGACUACACCGGCGCCCUUACUCUCCUCGAAUUUCAACGAGCAUCGGGAAAGACUGACGAGGAUACUCUACUAUGGAUUGGUUACUCGGCAUUCCAUCUUGGAGAUCAUACGAAAGCAUCGGAGAUUUACCUGGAGCUGACAAAGGACAAGGCAUGCGAUCCUACCAUACACUUACUACUGGCUUGUUGCUACUUUUUCAUGGGAAUGCACAAGGAGGCCGACGAAGAAUCAAGGAAGGGUCCUGUCUGUAAAUUACAAAACAGGCUGCUAUUCCACCUUUCUCAUAAAUUCAACGACGAGAAACGCUUAAUGGGACAUCACCAAAACCUGGAGGAUGUCAUUGAAGACCAACUAUGUUUGGCAUCCAUUCACUAUCUUCGAAGCCAUUAUCAAGAGGCGAUUGAUGUGUACAAGAGAAUUAUGCUUGAAAACAGGGAUUUUCACGCCAUUAAUGUUUAUGUCGCCAUGUGCUACUACAAACUGGACUAUUACGAUGUAGCUCAAGAAGUCCUGUCAGUCUACCUUCAGCACUAUCCUGACAGCAUCAUUGGGCUGAAUCUGAAGGCUUGCAAUCAAUAUCGGCUGUAUAAUGGGAAGGCUGCUGAAGUGGAGCUUAAAGGGCUUAUGGAAAACAUGUCUGCCAGUUGCCAAUUCGCUGAAGACUUGUUGCGUCACAAUAUGGUUGUAUUCAAAAGCGGAGAAGGAGCCAUGCAAGUUCUUCCAACCCUCAUCGACGUCAUUCCUGAAGCCCGACUGAAUCUCGUCAUUUAUCAUCUGAAGAAUGAAGAGAUGAAUGAAGCAUACGAGCUGAUGCAGAAUCUAGAACCAGCAACUCCACAAGAAUACAUCUUGAAAGGCAUAGUGAAUGCCGUAAUAGGUCAAAUGAGAGAAUCUAGAGAACAUCUCAAGAUUGCUCAACAGUACUUCCAACUGGUUGGCGCUUCUGCCAGUGAAUGUGAUACGAUACCUGGUCGACAAAGCAUGGCUUCAUGCUUCUUCUUGUUACGGCAGUUUGAGGAUGUGCUGAUUUACUUGCAAUCCAUCAAGAGUUAUUAUUUCAACGAUGAGAACUUCAACUUCAAUUAUGGACAAACCAAAGUCGCUGUUGGUGCUUACGAUGAAGCAGAGGAAGCGUUGCUGAUGAUUCACAGUGAAAAGAUUAAGAAUGAAUAUACGUACUUGUCACAUCUGGCAAGGUGCUACAUCAUGAACAAGAAACCACGAAUGGCUUGGGACUUGUAUUCCAAAAUGGAGACAUCUGCCGAUUCAUUUAAUAUUCUCCAACUCAUUGCUAAUGAUUGUUACAAGAUGAGCCAAUACUAUUACGCAGCUAAAGCAUUCGACGUGCUAGAAAGACUUGAUCCAAGUCCAGAAUUCUGGGAAGGCAAACGUGGUGCUUGUGUAGGAGUCCUGCAACAAGUAUUGUCUGAUCAAGAACCCAAAGAAGCAUUACGUGAAGCUAUCUCCUUAUUAAAGAACUCACCAAAUAAGGAAGUUGACUCGAUUGUCGCCAUGAUGAGAACGGUGGCGAGACAGAGCAGUGUGCAGAUAUGA
Synchytrium microbalum is the source of this 1671-nucleotide messenger RNA. RefSeq lists its product as uncharacterized. The coding region runs from base 1 to 1671 and encodes 556 amino acids. The transcript has 12 exons. Gene Ontology annotation, cellular component: ciliary base; ciliary basal body; intraciliary transport particle B. Gene Ontology annotation, molecular function: protein binding; intraciliary transport particle B binding. The record is from RefSeq and is a predicted model, not a curated record. Gene Ontology annotation, biological process: intraciliary anterograde transport; intraciliary transport involved in cilium assembly. Lineage: Eukaryota; Fungi; Chytridiomycota; Chytridiomycetes; Synchytriales; Synchytriaceae.